This is a messenger RNA of Chilo suppressalis (striped riceborer), 1082 nucleotides long. Lineage: Eukaryota; Metazoa; Arthropoda; Insecta; Lepidoptera; Crambidae. The record is from the annotation of a GenBank genome assembly.
AUGAUAAGUGUUCAUAAAAUCUUCUUGAUAUUUGUGGUCCUCUGCUCGUUAGGGGAGUUGGUACUGUCAGCACCACAGCCGGUUUUCUACAACAUCGAAGAUGCGGGCAAUCUGUUCCAAGAAUUCAUGGUAAACUUCAACAAGCAAUACGCUACACUAGAAGAGAAACAGAGAAGACUACAAGUUUUUACUAAAAACUUGGAGAUCAUCAACAGGAAAAAUGCCGACGAAAAUGAAUCUGCUGUUUUUGGCGUUAAUCAAUUUUCGGAUCUCUCGGAUGAAGAAUUUAAAGCUAUUUAUUUGAACUAUUUGCCUUCUGAAAAGUCGCCAUGCUCACAAAUAAGUACAAAUUACUCAGGCAUACUCCUGCCCGACAAUUUAGAUUGGCGACAAAAAAAUGUCGUUACCCGGGUCAAAAGUCAAGAAAGCUGUGGAGCUUGCUGGGCAUUUGCUGCUGUGGGAAACAUCGAGUCAAUGAACGCAAUAAAGAAUGGUCAAUUGUUAGAGUUUUCUGAGCAACAGCUUGUGGACUGCACCAGUGACAAAUUCGACUGUCGUCAUGGAGGCAGAGCUGACACGGGCAUCAUGAAAGUUAUUGAAGCAGGAGGAAUAAUGGGUGAAGAUGAUUACCCGUAUGAAAAUCAAAAAGGCCAGUGCAGAUUCCAAUCGAGUCAAGUGAAAGCAACAGUAACCAAUUGUUACGUAUUCAGUUUCCAAAACGAAGAUGAAAUCAAGCAAGCUUUAUUUGAAAACGGACCAAUUGCUAUGGCGCUAAACGGGGAAGGUUUAAAAAACUACCAAAAUGGAGUAUAUAAGCAAUGCUUCGGGGAUGUCGACCAUGCUGUUCUCCUAGUCGGUUACGGCGAAGAUCCAUCUGAUGGUCCAUACUGGUUAAUCAAGAACUCUUGGGGAGUAACAUUUGGAGAUCAAGGGUAUGCUAAGCUUUUGAGGAAUCAAAAUACAUGUAAUAUGAUGGGGGGAACUUUCUCGACCGCUGCAAUGUAAGGCUUUUAAAUGCUAAACACAUUGACACUUUGUAAACACGGUAUGUAUUAUGUAAUAUGUCAAUAAAUUGAUUGUCC